This is a messenger RNA of Malurus melanocephalus (red-backed fairy wren), 612 nucleotides long. Its product is annotated as keratin, type II cytoskeletal 6A-like. Gene Ontology annotation, molecular function: structural constituent of skin epidermis. The transcript has 3 exons. Gene Ontology annotation, biological process: intermediate filament organization; keratinization. The record is from RefSeq and is a predicted model, not a curated record. The annotation marks the transcript as partial. NCBI's taxonomy places the organism in Eukaryota, Metazoa, Chordata, Aves, Passeriformes, Maluridae. Gene Ontology annotation, cellular component: keratin filament.
ACCACCCCUCCACCUCCAUUCCACAGGUAUGAAGAGGAGAUCAACAAGCGCACGGCUGUCGAGAGCGAUUUUGUGACCCUGAAGAAGGAGGCGGACAAUGCCUACCUGGACAAGACAGGGCUGCAGACCAGUCUGGAUUCCCUCACAGAGGAGAUCAACUUCCUCAGAGCCCUCUACGAAACCGAGCUGUCSCAGAUGCAGACCCAGAUCUCAGACACCUCGGUGGUGCUGACCAUGGACAACAACCGGAGYYUGGACAUGGAGAGCGUCAUCGCCGAGGUGAAGGCGCAGUACGAGGAGAUCGCCAACCGCAGCCGCRCCGAGGCCGAGUCCUGGUACCAGUCCAGGGUAAGCRCCUGGGAAGGCUUCUGCAAUGGGAAAACCACCCUCCCAUCCCCAAAYUCCCCUAGGGAGGGGGGUCCCACUGUAGUUUUGACACAUGGAAUUGAUGCCUGAUGAUUUUUGCUUUUCCCUUUACGCUUCUGUACUCUCUAUACAUUCCCCUGUACCCCUUAAUCCACAUGUUCGUAAUUCCUGAAGCCUGAUAUUCCAGCUUAGUUUAGGAGUUCUGCUGGGCAGAGAGACCAAACAUCCUGAGGAAGGAGUCAGUGU